This is a messenger RNA of Lepus europaeus (European hare), 4062 nucleotides long. RefSeq names its product adhesion G protein-coupled receptor D1 (gene ADGRD1). The record is from RefSeq and is a predicted model, not a curated record. Gene Ontology annotation, biological process: adenylate cyclase-activating G protein-coupled receptor signaling pathway; cell surface receptor signaling pathway; negative regulation of angiogenesis. Lineage: Eukaryota; Metazoa; Chordata; Mammalia; Lagomorpha; Leporidae. The transcript is spliced from 26 exons. Gene Ontology annotation, molecular function: G protein-coupled receptor activity. Gene Ontology annotation, cellular component: membrane. The coding region runs from base 24 to 2735 and encodes 903 amino acids.
GCCGCGGAGCCACCGAGGGAACCAUGAGGAAGCUGCUGCCUCUGGGCUGCUGGCUGCUGCCGCUCUUUUGCAACUUCCAGGUGCGUGGCGCUGACUCCAGGUUCCAGGACCAUCCAGGGUUUGAGGUCUUGGCGUCUGCGUCUCAUUACUGGCCACUGGAGAGCGUGGAUGGGAUCCAUGAACUUCAGGACACGGCUGGAGCGUUGCGAACCCACAACCACACUGUGCUUCCUUCCCAUAACUCUACCCUUGUCUACACCAAUGAGUCUGCCUACUCAAAUUUCUCUGCGACCGUAGACAUCGUGGAAGGAAAGGUCAACAAAGGCAUUUACCUCAAAGAGGAGAAAGGCGUGACGCUGCUCUACUACGGCAGGUACAAGACUUCGUGCCUGAGCGACCCGGCGCAGUGUGGCCCUGACGGGGUCACCUUCUCCUUCUUCUGGAAGACGCGAGGAGAGCAGUCCAGACCCGCGCCGCCCGCCUACGGGGGACAGGUCGUGUCCGACGGCUUCAGGGUCUGCUCCAGCGGCGGCAAAGGCUCCGUGGAGUUGUACACGCGUGAGAACUCCAUGACAUGGGAGGCUACCUUCAGCCCCCCAGGGCCCUACUGGACUCACAUCCUGUUCACCUGGAAGUCCAAGGAGGGUCUGAAAGUGUACGUCAACGGGACCCUGAGCACCUCGGAUCCCAGUGGAAAAGUGUCCUAUGCCUACGGGGAGCCCAGCGUCAGCCUUGUGAUCGGGUCCGAGCAGGACCAGACCAAGCGUUACGAGAACGGAGCUUUCGACGAGUUCAUCAUCUGGGAGCGGGCCCUGACUCCGGACGAGGUCGCCAUGUACUUCACAGCCGCCAUUGGGAAGCAUGUUUUGCCGUCUUCAACCCUGCCCAGCUACUUCACGACUCCCGCGGCAAACGCCAUGGUGCCCACCGAUGCCUACCUGCCCGUCAUAACCAACCUGACGGAGGAGAGGAAGCGCUUCCAGCACCCUGCUGUGGUCCUGCCCUACCUGCAGAACGUGUCCCUCAGCCUGCCCGACCAGGCCCUGUCGGAGGAGAUGGCCCUGAACCUCACCCAGACCUUCCUGAAAGCCGUGGACCAGGUUCUUGGACUGCCCGGCUGGACCGCGGUGUCAGAGAGCAGCACCGUGGUGCUGGGCCUGAUGACUACCAUCGACACCGUCCUGGACCACAUCUCCUCCAACCUGCAGGUCAGCGAGUCCCAGGUCACCAUCGCCGGCUCGUCCCCCGUGGCAGACUUCUCCGUGGCUAAAGUCCUGCCCAGGACCAUGAACAUCUCCCACUACCGCUUCCCCGCGCAAGGACUGAGCUACAUCGAAAUCCCCCACGAGGCCCUGCACAGCCAAGCCUGGACCACCAUCGUGGGCCUGCUGUACCACACCGUGCACCACUACCUGAACGACAUCCCUCCAGCCAGCACCAGGAUCGCCGAGGCCGCGGUGUACAGAGACUGCCUGCUGUCUGCCACCAGCUACCUCAUCUCCCUGGAGGUCUCCCCACCGCCGACUCUCGCCCAGAACCUGUCCGGCUCUCCCCUCGUCGCCAUCCACCUCAGGCACAGACUGACUCGCAAGCAGUACAGCGUGGCCACCAACGGGAGCAACCACGUCCUCCUGUACUGUGCCUUCCUGGACUUCAGCUCCGGAGAAGGGGUCUGGUCCAACCAGGGCUGCGCCCGCACGGCGGGCAACCUCACCUACUCUGUCUGCCACUGCACGCACCUCACCAACUUCGCCAUCCUCAUGCAGGUGGUCCCGCUGCAGCUCGCACACGGACACCAGGUGGCGCUGUCGUCCAUCAGCUACGUGGGCUGCUCGCUGUCUGUGCUCUGCCUGGCUGCCACGCUCAUCACCUUUGCCGUGCUGUCCUCUGUCAGCACCAUCUGGAACCAGCGCUACCACAUCCAUGCCAACCUGUCCUUCGCUGUCCUGGUGGCCCAGGUCCUGCUGCUCAUCAGCUUCCGCCUCGAGCCGGGCACUGUCCCCUGCCAGGUGCUGGCCGUGCUCCUGCACUACUUCUUCCUGAGCGUCUUCGCGUGGAUGCUGGUGGAGGGGCUGCAUCUCUACAGCAUGGUGAUCACCGUCUUCGGGUCAGAGGACAGCAAGCACCUCUACUACUACGGGAUAGGGUGGGGGUCUCCUCUUCUGAUCUGUGUCAUCUCCGUGUCAUCUGCCAUGGACGGUUAUGGGACGAGUAACAACUGCUGGCUGUCGCUGGGGAGCGGUGCCAUCUGGGCCUUCGUGGCUCCUGCCCUGCUGGUCAUUGUGGUCAACAUUGGCAUCCUCAUCGCGGUGACCAGGGUCAUCUCGCAGAUCAGCGCCGACAACUACAAGAUACACGGAGACCCCAGUGUCUUCAAGCUGACAGCAAAAGCUGUGGCUGUGCUGAUGCCCAUCCUGGGAACCUCCUGGGUCUUCGGAGUGCUUGCUGUCAAUGACCGGGCCGUGGUCUUCCAGUACAUGUUUGCCAUCCUCAAUUCCUUGCAGGGACUUUUCAUCUUCCUCUUUCACUGCCUCCUGAACUCAGAGGUGAGAGCUGCCUUCAAGCAUAAAACCAAGGUCUGGUCCCUGACAGGCAGCUCCGGCCGCAACGGCAAUGCCAAGACCUUCAGUUCUGACAUCAUGAACGGGACCCGGCCAGGCACAGCCUCCACCAAACUCAGCCCUUGGGACAAGAGUAGCCAUUCUGCUCCCCGCGUGGACCUGUCUGCCGUGUGAUGGGAGAAGCUGCUGUGCAGGCCUGUCUGCUACCAGGAACAUGAGCCACCCUCCAAGCAUCACAAAACAAGCACCCUGCCCUCACCUGAGGGUCCCUCUCCUCACUGCUGUCUGGACACGGGAGUCACAGCCCUACCUGUGACUGAGUCCUGUGGACACCACAGCGGCGUGGUGCCCAGGAGGGCGUGUUCGGUGAUGGCAGGGGCUCCUGGUCUGUGUACCAGCUGCCCUCUGCAGACACCCAGGACAGGCAGUGGCCUCUGCUGCACAUGAGCCUCCCCUCACCACUCCGAGUGCAGAGCACUGGGCCCAGGAAGGCUGCAGCAGCACAAGGGAAAGUGUGUCCUCUGCUUUGACGGGGACACGGCACCUGAGAGGUGGGUCCUGUGUGGUAGCUGAGGGUCAGAAGGGAGCACGUCUUACCUGCUGAGUUGACCCCACAAGCUCCCUGAAGCCAGCACUGACCGACACAUGCUUCUCUCUGGCUGUGAUGCCAGUGUGGACUAGGCUUGUGUUAUGAGUGGUCGAUCCUGGUCCCUCUGUCCAUGUGAAGGGCUUUGGGCUGUAGGUCCUGUCUGUCCUGACUCUGGCUCUGUCCAUGGAGUAGAUGCCUCUGCCCUUGUCAGGAGCCUGGCAGAGCCACAGCCUCCCAACCUGACCGUGCAUUGCCCAGGGGAGCUUCUCAGACUGUUGUGAGUUCUUUCUGAACCCAAGGCCAGCCUUAAAACAUCCCCUUCCCUUGCACGAGAGCCACUUUUUGCUCACGGGACCCUCCAGAGCUGCCUGCCUCCUGCAUUCUCCUGGGUCUGGAUCUCUCCGUUCUGGACCUGACCCCACCCUAGAGGAUUCCUCAUCACUUAGGUCUCCCUUCCCUGCCACUGAGCAGAGCACAGCACACUGUUCCACACUCCUGCACAGGCAGAGCCCACCACAGCCCAGGCUGCCUGCUUUCCACGUGGCAGACCCCAGCCAAACCUGACUGCCCUGGCACAGAGCUGACCGUAGCUGGGCCUUCCAUGUGGACAUUAGUUUCUGGACUUGGGCUCAGCUCUGCAGGAAAUAUAGUAACUGUGACGACUCCAUCAGCGGGAUAUCUGUGGGACCCAAGUCUGGGAUCACACAUGUGAAUCCCAACACCUGUGAGACACUUGGCACCAGGCUGAGAUCUCCUGCAGAGUGGGCACAAGCUCAGUGAGUGUGUGGCCGAGACAGGCCUGUUUCUGAUACUGGAAAAUCUUCCUUUAACACUGUGACCAUGAGAGCAUUGACCCCUCCCUGUCCCCCACCACUGGACCGCAUCCAUCACUUAACAGGCUUCUCUGCCAUG